Molecule: messenger RNA, 3513 nt
Organism: Eremothecium gossypii ATCC 10895
Lineage: Eukaryota; Fungi; Ascomycota; Saccharomycetes; Saccharomycetales; Saccharomycetaceae
Gene: MMS1
Product: Mms1p
Exons: 1
Coding region: 1-3513 (1170 amino acids)
Source: RefSeq, marked provisional
AUGGACGAAUAUGAGCUGUUCAAUGUUAACAGGGCUGGUUCUACAGCAUCUGUGUUCAGCACAACAUCGAGUGUGACCUAUGAGUUCAAACUGGGCAAUGCAUUAGAAGCUGCUGCGCAGAGGUGUAUUGUACCUAUGAGGAUUAACAAGACAGCGGGUAAGUUGGAGGUGUUGGACGAGCUUGCAGACAGGAGCGUUAUCAACAAGACUUUUGCUCCCCGCGAAAGGGUCAUGCCACACAAUCCUGAUACGUUGGACGACCCGGAUAUUGAACAACUCCUCUUAACUGGGGGUGCACAACCGACAUAUAAAGAGGUUCCAGUAAAUGGAGAGAUAAUAAAUACCACGCUAGUUGUGCUAAAAAGCAGUAUCUCAAUCGCAGGUAGCGCCAACUAUUUUCGGCUGCAUGGGCAGGUGACAGACUGCAAGACAAUAAGGCAUGAUAAACCAGAAUUUAUAGAUGAUACGCUGCUAAUCACUACUGCCGAUAAUAUACUUUAUUCUGUGGUAUUUAACGACAAUCUUGAACCCCAAAUAGUUCAUUGGUGGGCACUUGCUAAACCCACGAAGGCAUUGACAUGGAAAAUCAUCAUCCACCCAGAGAAGGACCGAUUUAUGUUAUACGAGAAAGAAACUAGUGCAGUGAAAUUCUUUAAGCUUCAGAAUAGCUGCCCAUAUUACGUUGAGUUAGUUCGUAACAUGCAUAUGUUGAAUACUAAAAUUUUGGCUUGUUCAUACCUUUUUUCCAAAUCCGAAGUAAUUGUAUUCAUUAGCGGACUGAAAGCAUCAAGGAUUUACUACUACCUUGUAACCUGGCCAAUAGAUAGCGUUGGUAUUCCUGAAGUCCAUCAAUUUGUUGUUCCUGAUGGGAAAGUGCUCGAAGAUAUUAUUCCGUUGAAUAAUAACUACUGCCUGGCCAUUAGCAAGAAAACAGUGGACCUAUUUUCUGUCCACCAGCUUUUAACAUCAGAAAGUCACGGAAUUCCCUUAAUACUUGAGAAAUCGUUUGGUACUAUCACUCAUUUCGAGUAUGACGUUCAGAUACUGAGCAGGCUGCAGCAGUUGGACCCGGGAAAAUACCUUCCACUUACACGUGCUGUGAUAUUUUCCACCAGUAUCUACCUGCUUGGCUUGAUACUCGCAGAUGAUCGCGGCACAAUCAACUUUUAUGGACUAACCAGGUUCAAGGGUUUGAAAGGCUUUACCCUAGUGCCUUCCCAGCCACAAUCUGCAAAAGCUUAUAAACUACAGAUUAUAAGUUUUGGAAAGGUAUUUGAGAUAACGCUAGAUCUCUCUGGCAUUGCAAUCCUCGAUGACAGAGCCUAUGUGGAGUCUAUGUCAAAUAUUCUUAGAAGACACACCAAGGAUACCAGCUUUGCAUACGCGGAAGAGCUGAUCUCUUUCCGCGAUAAAACUCCUGCCAUUUCAGGUACAAUACAGGAAGAGUUAUGGUCUUGCUCAUCAUCCGUGCUGUCUAACAUAUCAACUAAUGGUCAUGUAGCCCAUUUUAAAAACAUAUUGUACCUGCGAGAAUUCCUGCGUUUUAACAGCAUAUGGACCAUAGGACUGGAUGCCGUUGCCGAAGAAGUGUAUACAAGACUUUGUGGCGAUGAUAGACGCUAUAAAGGUUAUUUGGUUAUUGGUUCUGAUGGGGCGACCAUAACCAGGGCGUUUGUACUUUAUUUUUCUUCCGAAGAAGACAUGGAAUGCGACGAAGUUGAUGGCAUCCUUAGCGACUUGGCUGGCGCCACGAUAUACUACUUCGUUACCAACAACUAUCUAGUCCAAGUGACAAAGCGUCAACUACUGUUAAGUUCGGUGAUUGACGAGAGGGACAGAUGGAAUCAUGAUUUGCCGUUUGUUGCAAAUGGGGCAUUGAGUUUGGGACCGACCGUCGUGUUUUGGGCGGGGACGCAAAUAUCUUAUAUCGAAAAUGUUGAGCUUAUGGGGAGAUCACAUGCAAUAGCGACCUUUGAUAUAGGUAACUCGCUGAGGUCUCAAGAAGCACUCUCACAUCUAGAUUUAAAUGGGUUGCUAGCAGAUGAGCUGUUUCAUAUUGAGAAGGUUUUACUCGAUGAACCCUCUGCCGAAUGGACGAUAAAGAUAAAUUGCCUGUUUCUGGUGUACAAGUUUAUGGCCAGUGACAGCGAGCCGACACUAGUCAGAUUGCAUUUGGAGUCAGCCUCGGCCAUUAUUUCCGAUACCUUGUUGAUAGACCGCCACACCAUAUUAUGCAGCGAUGCUACGGUUAUUACACCAAGUCACAAUUAUGAAAACGCACCAAGGGCAGUAAACACACAUAAGAUUAAAGGAUACUACAGUUUUGAGCCGUUCGGUGAAAGGGGCAUUCUCUGUUACAGCGCGUCCGAGAUAUUUCUUUAUGACUUAGAACAUAAACAGGAGAUCAAGCUCCCAGGCUGGAAAAAGAAUAACUCUAUCAUCCAAGUAUGUGCAAACCAACGGCACGUCCUUGUUCUAUUCAGCGAUGGCCUGGGAGUAUAUGAGAAUAGUUACCAGUCCUACACCGGUUCCAAUAUAGUCCUCAGCUCCACACACUGCGCUAAGCGUUUCAUCUAUAUUUCCAGUAUAAACCGCCUACUCAUCGUGACAUGCAAGAAAAAGAGCGUUGAAUGCAUGAAACUCGAGAGCCGGAAGCAAUGUAGGCUCGAAACGCAUGCCAUCUUUGCCGACGUUGAUGAGAUAUUGGAUGUGAAGCAGCUUGGUCAGGUGACAGCCGACGCAAGCCCGUCAUCUCCUGACAUAACGCUUGCUUUCAGCUGCCGGCUUAGAUGCAGCAGAACCAGCUAUAUUGUGAAGGUCGUCCUACUCAUACCCGCCCCCGGGCGGCUAACACUGCGGCUGCUCACUGCCACAGAGUUUCCGGAACUUGCAUGCGCAGGUGAGAUCCGCACCGGCACCGGAAACACCUUCUGGGUCGCCACAGAGACUGGCCUUGUGCAAUAUUCUCUACAAGAUAUGCCCGACUCCCCCCAGCUGGUCCUGCUACGCAUGUUUCCAAUGCCUUUGCUGCGCCAGUUCGAUACUGCCGCUACAUUCGCAGCCGCGCUCACGACAGACGGCCGACUGCACCUACUACUCCCAGAUGGCUCUGUCUGCGCCCAAGACCCACGCAACACUGCACGGCAUGACACCCUGCGCAUGCGCACCGAUGGCUCCGUACUCGCUUACACAGAGCCGCUGGCACACGGCGCUGGUGCCGCUGCCGCCGCCCUAGUCCUCUAUUACCGGGACUCCACAGAUCCAACGCGCCUGUGCCCCACCACACGCCUUGCGCUGUCCAAAACAGUAACGUCCAUCCAUCUAAUCUCAGAUGUCCGAGCCUACCUGCUGCAUUCCGAUGGCACUGUCGCGCCCGUUGAUAUCGAGCCGAGCUCAUCGGGCCCUUGCGUCGCGUCGCCUUCUCCGGCCAGUCCUCUGCAUCUUGCCUCGGCUCCUCCGCCUCCCACCAACAACAUAGGUAUCUGGGACAUCGAGUAUCGUCCUGUACUAUGA